This is a messenger RNA of Kickxella alabastrina, 1431 nucleotides long. RefSeq names its product P-loop containing nucleoside triphosphate hydrolase protein. Gene Ontology annotation, cellular component: nucleolus. Lineage: Eukaryota; Fungi; Kickxellomycota; Kickxellomycetes; Kickxellales; Kickxellaceae. The record is from RefSeq and is a predicted model, not a curated record. Bases 1 to 1431 code for a protein of 476 amino acids. The transcript has 5 exons. Gene Ontology annotation, biological process: rRNA processing. Gene Ontology annotation, molecular function: RNA helicase activity; RNA binding; ATP binding.
AUGCCUGAUACCAACAUUAAGGCCGCUGCCGCUAUCGACAAGACCUCGUCAAAGGACAAGGCCGAGAAGGAGAAGCCGGCCAAGAAGAGCAAGUCGGACUCCAAGGACAAAAAGGAUACUUCCCAGAAGCCUGUUGCUGCCUCCGCAGUCACCAUUGAGCAGGCCAAGGAGUUUUACGAGAAGCACAACAUCUCCGUCACUGGUGAUGAUUCCUUUAUGCCGUUCUUGGACUUUAAGCAGGCUCCCUUUGGCCAUGAGCUCAUGAGUGCCUGCUCAAAGUUCUCCAAGCCCACGCCCAUCCAGUCCGCCUGCUGGCCCGUGGUCACUGCUGCGCGCGACGUUAUUGGCAUUGCCGAGACCGGAUCCGGAAAAACCUAUGCGUUUGCGUUGCCAGCCAUCCACUUUUUGAAGGAGAAGUACGGCCACCGCGCGCAAAAGUGCGCCAAGCCCCUGGUCCUCGUUGUUUCGCCGACACGCGAGCUUGCCAUGCAGACUCACGAGCAGUGCGUGGAGGCCGGAAGGACUCUGAACAUUACCUCCGUGUGCCUGUACGGUGGCGACUCCAAGCAAAAGCAGAACAUGGAGCUGAGGAGCAAGAAGCCCGCGAUCAUUGUUGCCACGCCUGGCCGCUUGAUUGACUUGGCCGAGAAUGACAAUGCCAUUGAUCUGUCCGAAGUUUCGUUUUUGGUUCUCGACGAGGCUGACCGCAUGUUGGACCAGGGAUUCGAGAAGGACAUCAGCAACAUCAUCAGCAUGCUCCGCCCCGCCGAAGCCCGCCAGACAGUCAUGUUCAGCGCGACCUGGCCCAAGAGCGUGCGCACUCUUGCUAGCACCUUCUUGCGCAACCCCGUCCGCGUCUCUAUUGGAUCCGACGAGCUUGCUAUUAACGAACGUGUCGACCAGAUUGUCGAGGUCAUGGAUCGGCAUCAGAAGGACCGCAGGCUGAUUGAGCUGUUGCAAAAGCACCACAAAUCGCGCAAGAACCGCGUCCUGGGCUACAACUGCGUUUCCAUUCACGGCGAUAAGGCGCAGCACCAGCGCACGGACGCCAUUGAGCAGUUCCGCAGUGGCAGCAUCCCCCUGCUCAUUGCCACCGAUGUCGCUGCUCGCGGCCUGGAUUAUGUCAUCAACUACACGUUCCCCCUAACCAUUGACGACUACACCCAUCGUUGCGGACGCACAGCCCGUGCCGGCAAGAGAGGUGUCGCGUACACUUUCUUCACCGACCUCGACAAGGCGCACUCAGGCGAGCUGAUCAACAUGCUCAAAGGUGCCAACAUGGCGGUCCCCGAAAAUCUGCUCAAGUUUGGCACCACUGUCAAGAAGAAGCAGCACGACUCGUAUGGCGCGUUCUUCAAGGAUCCUGGUUCUGUCGGCCCUAAAGGUUUGCAGGCAGUCUUCCAUUGUGCACUGGAGCAAGCUGUGGUAUAA